Oncorhynchus kisutch (coho salmon) is the source of this 4554-nucleotide messenger RNA. RefSeq names its product unconventional myosin-XVIIIa-like. The transcript is spliced from 6 exons. The record is from RefSeq and is a predicted model, not a curated record. NCBI's taxonomy places the organism in Eukaryota, Metazoa, Chordata, Actinopteri, Salmoniformes, Salmonidae. The coding region runs from base 135 to 1271 and encodes 378 amino acids.
CUGGGCGUCAAUUCAUUCUGUCGCGAUCCCUUCAUCCGCACAAAACAAAACAUUACUCGUUGACGACAGUACUCAUGUCAUCUAGUUCUAAUAAAAGGAUGUAUAUUUUUUGUGUAUCGUAGGUUACUAUAAAAAUGCAUUCCCGGACUUUGGAAAGAAUCGGGUCGCCGAUAAAAAGGACGCUUUCUCGGGGAGUGAGUGAGGACGAGUCACUUCGCAACAUUAUCAAAGAGACGGAGAGUUCGGCCAGGCGUCUGACACGCAGUGAGAGCAGAGGGGGGACCCUCAAGAGGAGAAGUGGGAGUCAGCAGUCUGAGGAUCAGGAACUAAUGAUGGAACUCCCUGAGAUGCUUGAUCUGCAGGCGAGCUACGACGAUGUGUUGCGAGAGCUCCGUGGGCUGGAGCUGCAGCGGGAGACUGUGUUGUUCCAGGUGGACGUUCUGCACGACGCCCUGGAGGGGGCCGAGGAGAUGCUGGCCGAGGCUCAGAGAGAGGCCAGCCAUGCCACCAUGGAGUUGGAGCAAGAGAGAGAAGCCAAGAGGAAGUUGGAGGACAUGGUCAGCUCUCUGAUGCAGGAGGUGGAGAGGCUAAAAGAGGAGAGGAAGACCAUUCCAGCAGUACCAGUGUACACACUCGUCAAGGAGCAGGAGAUGGAGGAGGAGAUGGCUAGACAACAAGCACAAGAGAUGAAAAUAAAAAAAGAAGCACAGGAACAAGUCAGUGAUACACCAGGGGACGAGGACAAUUCUACCAAAGAUGCGCCUCUCUCUAUUAUCCGAUUGGACAGUGAGAGCCCCGGGCCCAACAACGUACUAACAUUGGAGACCAGCGCUGGAGGGCUGCUCGGCGCCUCCUUCAAAAAGGAGAGGGAGGAGCCGCCCUCUGACAGUCCAAACCGGCCCCUUCCUCUCCACGUCGCCCGGCUGUGGUCCUCUGUGGACUCUGAGGACAUAGAAGAAGGGGCAGAGGACAGCUUCACCAAGUUCACUAAGAUGGUCAACAAGACCUUGGGACCGUUGAUGCUGGUUAGCCAGACCCCAGGGUACAGUCAGGAGGAGAACAGGCGUGACAUCUUUCCAGAUAGGAACGACACCGACAGCAUCAGCGCCUACGAGGAUGCCUGCGCUGACACGCCCGAGCUGGAUGAGGGAGACGGGCCAAGGCUGCCCCAUGAUGAAGGAUCCCCGGUGGAUGAUGAUGAGGGAGAGCCGUCGAAUGGCAACGAUUCCAAGAACCCCAAAAACACCAAUGAUUCUUGCAUUCUGUCGUAAGAGCUGCAGAACUGUUGUGGUACGAAAGGUCAAAUGUACUCUCACUCUGUCUGCCCUCUUGAUAAUAUAAUAUAUGCAAUUUAGCUUUUAUUCAAAGCAACUUAGUCAUGCGUGCAUACCUUUUUUUUACAUCUUGAAAAAGUUUUUUUUUUAAAUCUGUUCUUGGAUCAGUGCGCUCAUUGACACCUAUUUUUUUAAAAUAUAUAUAUAUAUAUUUUUUAAAUGUACAUUUAUUUAUACAGGUUUUUCUCAUUGAGAUAACAUCCCUUUUCCAAGAGAGACCUGGUCCAAUAGCAGCAAGGGGGAACAACGUUUCAGACAAAACAACUUACAUACACAACAUUAAACAAAACUGUAAACACACAUACAGUACAACAAAAACAUUUUACAUUAAAAACACGAAGGUCUUGACUAAAAACAGCUGGCCUAAAGACAGUUACACUCUUCUAUGAUAUAUGCACUAUGAAGUGUUUAUAAAAGGGUAAUGUCAACAUUGGGAGUUGUUUUAGCGCAAUCCGGCACGGUGAAUUCCAGUAAUGUCUACAGACGUCUCUUUAGUCAAUGUUUCUCCCUCGGCAUGACUUGCAAUGUUGCACUUAAGUGUUUAGUUUUCCUGACGUUUGGCACAAAAGGUCAUUUACCUCCCUCUGUUUAUUAGUGACUGAUGAUCACUUAAGACUGUUUGCGUACACUGAACUAUCAGAUAUGUUUCAGGACACACCACAGACCUCUAGCAUUCUAAACAGUCAAAUUAUGUGAUUUAUAGAUCACAUACUGAUAGUGCUGAGCGAUUAACAAAAAUGUUUAAGGUUCAAUUAUUUGAAUUCCAUUUAAUUCUGUUUUUUUUCUAUGAGCUCAAUGCGCAGUUUCUCUAGAGAUAAAUCCGAUCAAGCUGAACUGUGCGAUGUAGUAGGGAGUUGUAGUUUCCAACAGGCCAAUAUACUACUUAGUUUUGUGCAGAACGUGUGAUUGAGAGUGAUAGAGCAGUUGUUUCGUGAGGUAUCCCUAUCUGAAAAUACAUGAUCUAAGCGAUUGAUAGUUUGUAUUCAGCAGUCAUAAAAAUAUGCCUUAUUUACUUUGAAGAACUACUAAAAUAGUGAUUUUGUCACACGGCAUAUACAGCAGCUCUAUAGAGAUGAGAUGAUGACAUGGAAUUAAAUAAUAAUAAUCUUGUAAAAUACACAAAUGAAAUAUUUUAUGAAAGUCAUGUGAAUAAAUGAUGGUUAAUAAGUGAUAAGCAGUAAUGGGCAGUCACUACCAUCAUGGGACUUUAUUCAUAGUUUUUUUUCUGUGUUGCAGAAUUCAACACACACAGUGCAUUUAAUGUCUAAAGAAAUUAUCUAAACCAAAAUUGAAAACCGUGAUUAUUUUUUAAAUAAUUAAACCAAAACCAAACCGACCUCAAAAAGCACUAAUUGCUCAGCUCUACAUACUUUAGAGUUGUAAGACGAUUAUAGCUGUUUUUGUGCUCUUAUAAGAUCAGAUGCAGGCAAGAUUGUAAUCACAAUAGCAGGCAGCCAAGGAGCUAGCUACUAUACUACAGGGAAUGUUUUUAGGGAAUUUAUGGGUGUUAAACCAUCAUUGUCUCACAUCGACGACAGUUAUUUUAUCUAAGCAGUACUUGGUGCCUUUCCUGCCUCACCUUAAGGCAUUUUAUAAAUAUGAAAGCUGAACUUGAAAGAUUGAAUAUGAAUUUACUGAAUCUAAUCUAGCUUUAGUUAUCAGACAUCCAUCAUUUGUUAGUAUGAUACUAGCAUGAUUGACAAAGGGAACAAUUUAAUUGUAAAACUUUAAUGAUUCCUGAUAAUAUUUUCUACUGACACAUACAGUAACAGUACUGUAUGCUACUCAGUGCUUUUAAGGUCAUGCUUGCAUGGUUGCAGUGAAACUACUGAAUUAGGAGAAACUUGUUAUCUUUUUGUAUCUGACAUUGCUAGACAAUAUAUCCUUUGUUUUUAUAAUUUUUCUACCCCUAACCAUUAACACAAGACCUGAUGAUAAUCUUUUGACUUGGAGUUGCUACCUAUACAUUUUCGUGUGACCCAAAAUGAAUCCCAAAUGGCACCCUGUUCUCUUUGUAGUGUCUUAUAAAGGGAAUAUGGUGCCAUUUGGGACGCAUACUUUAUCAACAUUUCUGUCCAUAUUUGAAGCUAGCGAGGUCAAAUGGAAUUGAUCUGUUUUCCAAUCCUCACCUUUUGAAAUUGGCUACGUUUCCAUGGCUACCUAGAAGUCUUUUUUUACUGCGUGUGUAAUAUGAAUGUGAACUUGGGUGCAAAUCUUACACUGCUUUCAACACUAGGUUUUGUGUAUUGUUGGGUCUUUGUGUGUAUCUCAAGUCAGAAUGUAGCUCUUAGUGGAAGGGAUGUGAAGUUAGGAAUAAGAUUUAAUUAUGUUACUUUCUAACUUUGAUACUUGUGAUUUACAUGUUUACUACUUCUAUUCUGUUUCUGUUGCCUGAAUUUCUGUUUCUGCUGGAGAUAUACUGAACAAAAAUAUAAUUGCAACAUGCAACAAUUUCAAAGAUUUUCCUGAGUUACAGUUCAUAUAAGGAAAUCAUUCAAUUGAAAUACAUUCAUUAAGCCCUAAUUUAUGGAUUUGACAUGACUGUGCAAGGGUGCAGCCAUGGGUGGGCAUAGGCCAACCUAUUUGGCAGCCAGGCCCACCCACUGGGGAGCCAGGCCCAGCCAAUCAGAAUGAGUUUUUCCCCAUAAAAGGGCUUUAUUACAGACCGAAAUACUCUGUAGCUGAUGUGGAGGUCCUGGUCCUAGCGUGGUUACAUGUGGUAUGCGGUUGUGAGGCCUGUUGGAUGUACUGCCAAAUUCUCUAAAACAACAUUAGAGGCAGUUUAUGGUAGAGAAAUGUAAAUUAUAUUCUUUGGCAAAAGCUCUGGUGGACACUGAUGCAGUCAGCAUGCCAAUUGCACUCUCCCUCAAAACGAGACAUACAGUGCCUUGCGAAAGUAUUCGGCCCCCUUGAACUUUGCGACCUUUUGCCACAUUUCAGGCUUCAAACAUAAAGAUAUAUUGCUGUUUAAUCAGCGUAUUGAUAUGCCACACCUGUCAAGUGGAUGGAUUAUCUUGACAAAGGAGAAAUGCUCACUAACUGGGAUAUAAAGACAUUUGUGAGAAAUAAGCUUUUUGUCCGUAUGGAAUAUUUCUGUGAUUUUUUUAAACAUUUAAUCUCAUGAAACAUGGAACCAACACUGUGUUUAUAUUAUUGUUCAAUAUUGUUCAAUAUGUACUUAAGGUUUCUAAACAACCAAUACAGUACCUGUUAUGUUGAU